ACACCUCAGAGACCUCUGGUUUCAGUUUGUAGAACUUUGGUCUGUUCUGAGGGUGUCUAUCGUCAAUAAAUUCUGAAGUUUGUUUUGUACAUAUGUGUGUUGUUACGAAUUGUGGUCAUUGUAGUGGAGUGAAAAUGAAGCCGUUGCUGGUAACUAGUUUUGUUCGUCAUUAGGAAUGCUUCACUCGUCCAGAUACCUGCUGUACACGGCUGCUAGAAGAGGGGAUUAAUCAUGAGUUUUGAUACUGAAUGGGCUGCAGAGAAGUAUCACAGCCCUCUUGAACCACCAGAACACUGGAAACUGCGCAGGAAAUUCCUAGAAGCCAAUAAAGAUAAAUAUCCAGAGCAGAAAUUAAUUUCUUUAGCUGCAGCGUUUAUUGAUAUCGAAGUUCUGGGUUGCUCGUACAACACAGAACUUACGCAGAUUGUUGAUGAACUUUCAAAAGGUUUUAUGGAAGAAUAUCGUGAACAAAAAAAAAUGAAACUGCACAGUGUACAUGUAUCGGCGUCUGAUGCUGCAGCCAGUAAAGUUAAAGGCCAGGCAGAAGCUACCAUAACAAGUGAGCCAAAUGUAGCUGGUGCAUCUAUUUCAAGCAAGAUCCCCCUCAUAGAUAUUGCUGAUGAUGAUGAUGAUGAUGAUGAUGAUGAUGAUGAUGUUGAACCAGCAACGGAUCCUGAAAAUGAACCAGCAACGGAUCCUGAAAAUGAACCAACAACGGAUCCUGAAAAUGAACCAACAGUGGAUCCUGGAUAUGGACCAGCAGUGGAUCUUAGAUAUGGACCAGCAGUGAAUCCUAGAUAUGGACCAGCAGUGGAUCCCAGAUAUGGACCAGCAGUGGAUCCCAGAUAUGGACCAGCAGUGGAUCCCAGAUAUGGACCAGCAGUGGAUCCUAGAUAUGGACUAGCCCUGGAUCCUAGAUAUGGGCCGGCAGUGGAUCCUAGAUAUGGACCGGCAGUGGAUCCUAGAUAUGGACUAGCAGUGGAUCCUAGAUAUGGACCGGCAGUGGAUCCUAGAUAUGGACCGGCAGUGGAUCCUAGAUGUGAACCGACAGUGGAUCCUAGAUGUGAACUGACAGUGGAUACCGGAUAUGGACUAGAAGUGGAUCCUAGAUAUGGACUAGAAGUGGAUCCUAGAUAUGGACUAGAAGUAGAUCCUAGAUAUGGACUAGCAGUGGAUCCUAGAUAUGGAUUAGCAGUGGAUCGUAGAUAUGGAUUAGCAGUGGAUCGUAGAUAUGGACUAGCAGUGGAUCGUAGAUAUGGACCAGCAGUGGAUCGUAGAUAUGGACCAGCAGUGGAUCGUAGAUAUGGACCACCAACAGAUCGUAGAUAUGGACCAGCAUCGCAUCCUGGAUGUGUACCAGCAUCGCCUCCUGGAUGUGUACCAGCAUCGCAUCCUGGAUGUGUACCAGCAUCGCAUCCUGCAUGUGUACCAGCAUCGCAUCCUGCAUGUGUACCAGCAUCGCAUCCUGCAUGUGUACCAGCAACGCUUCCUGGAUGUGUACCAGCAACGCUUCCUGGAUGUGUACCAGCAACGCUUCCUGGAUGUGUACCAGCAACGGAUCCUGGAUGUGUACCAGCAACGGAUCCUGGAUGUGUACCAGCAACGGAUCCUGGAUAUGUGGAUGAUGAUGAUGUAAUUGAAUUAAGUGAUGACUCAUGUGAGUCGGAAGAAGAGUUUUACACUGAACAAGGAAAUAAUAAUAUGAAAAGAAGAAGAAGACAAAAACUAAAAAAAGUGAAAAAAGUUAAAGGUCAAAUGUAUGUAUCUCGAGAUCUGAGAGCAACCGAUAUACCAAGAGAAUGCUGGACAACCUAUGGAUAUAUGGUGCUCAUUGAAGAUGCUGAUACACACGUAGUUCCCCAGCAAAUCAUAGAACGUUCAACAAGUUUGUGCCGUGCAAAGCUUAUAGUUCAGGAAAAAAAGCAUACUAUUGUGGAGUGCGGGCAAACCAUAAUCAUAUCGCUUUUUAAAGUUUACAUUCGAGGGAAAGAGAUAUCUGUGGAAGCAGAUGCGGUGAGAAAGAAAGCCCGAGAGAGGGCUUACCUAAAAGCUCUGGAAAAGCUUCAGGAACAAUGCUUUACAAUUAAGAUAAAACGUCGGCGUUACGACCAAAUUGUUGGGAAAAACUUUGGUGAACCAGAAGUUUCGGAGGUAGAAGAACCACAGAAUAGAGGACCUGUUACACCUGCUGUUGGGGGUGUAGCUUUGAGAAUGAUGGCAAAUAUGGGCUGGACAGGUGGUGGCCUUGGCAAAGCACAGCAGGGAAUAGUAGAGCCAAUAAGUUUGACAGCCAAAAUGAACAGAAGUGGCUUUGGUAGUCAAUUUAAGGAAGGGAAGAAAGAAAGUGCUGAGAAACCGGGAACCUCAUUCGAAAAUAAAGCACUUGUAUUUCUCGAAUCAUAUGCAAGGAGUAACUCUGAACAAGAUCUCGUGUUCACGGCAGAGUUUACCAGUGAUGAACGGAGUGUUCUUCACAACCUUGCUGCCAAAUUUGACCUGAAGUCAAAGAGCUAUGGCAAGCAGGAGCAACGGCAUUUAGUGAUUUCGAGAAAAGUGGAACCUUUCCGCAUUAUGAAAGCCCUUCUAACACCAGGCUACACCAGUGAAAAAUAUGAACUUGUGAGGCCAAAAGGUCCAAAAACGCCCACAGAACCGCAGGAAAACACUUAAAUAUUUAAACACUAAAAUUAUUAAGUUACACAUUUUCUUGAACAUUUGAAGAAACUUUUAUAACUUAAGCCUUCAGGCAUGUAGUUACACUAUUUAAGAAUCCUCAUGCUAGCAGUGUCUGGUACCAAAAUCAGUAUUUUGUAUGUUUUAUUAGACAAUAGGCAGAACUCUGUAGUAACAAUGUAAUGUAAAACUUGAAUAAAGUAAAUAUGUACAAUA
Schistocerca cancellata (South American locust) is the source of this 2889-nucleotide messenger RNA. RefSeq lists its product as uncharacterized. Bases 232 to 2670 code for a protein of 812 amino acids. NCBI's taxonomy places the organism in Eukaryota, Metazoa, Arthropoda, Insecta, Orthoptera, Acrididae. The transcript has 10 exons. The record is from RefSeq and is a predicted model, not a curated record. Gene Ontology annotation, molecular function: nucleic acid binding.